AUGGCUCAUGAACAUCAGCCAUGGAAUGUUGGGAUCGAACUAGGGACCCUCGCCACUGCUCUGUUCACUCGUCAGCGCAAGUGGCGUGACCAUGUAAUUGGGGCACGGGGCCGGCGCGGCGCGCUGCGGGCUUGCAGAAUUUUGUUUGUUUGUUUGGCCGCGCGCUGGCGCAGCCACUGGCCGCAGUUACUGGGGCGCGCUGUCGUAACAAGCCGCGCGGUGUGGCCUGCACAUUGGGGUAGAGGGGGGGUAGUCUUCCCAGAUGUUCUAGUUAGUUGUUUAGUGGCAUUUGCCCGAGCUGCAGCUCCCGCCUACGCUGCCCGCCCUCUGGCCUACGCCGCCCCCGCCGUGGCUAAGGUCGCCGCCCCCCUGGCCAUCGACACCGACUACGACCCCAACCCGUCCUACAACUACGCCUACGACAUCCAGGACGCUCUGACCGGCGACUCCAAGAACCAGCAGGAGAGCCGUCAAGGAGACGUCGUCCAGGGCAGCUACAGCCUCACCGAGCCUGACGGCACCCGCCGCACCGUCGAGUACACCGCCGACCCCGUCAACGGCUUCAACGCCGUCGUGCACAAGACGCCCCUGGGUGUCGCCGCCGUCGCCAAGGUGGCUGCUCCUCUGGCCUACGCCGCCCCCGUCGCUAAGGUCGCCGCCCCCCUGGGCUACGCCGCCCCUCUGGGCUACGGUGCGUCUCUCGGCUACGGCAAGGCCCUCCUUGGACCGGGCCUCAUGCCGUGUGUUUCUGUGUUACAGCUGAUCGUCCUGUCCGCCCUCGUGGCCGCCGCCAGCGCCGGCUACCUGGGAGCCCCCGCCGUGGUGGCCCCCGGCGCCCCCGUGGGCUACGCCGCCCGCCCCCUGGGCUACGCCGCCCCUCUGGGCUACGCCGCCCCCGCCCUCGCGCACGCCCCUCUGGGCUACGCCGCCCGCCCCCUGGCCUACGCCGCCCCCGCCGUGGCUAAGGUCGCCGCCCCCCUGGCCAUCGACACCGACUACGACCCCAACCCGUCCUACAACUACGCCUACGACAUCCAGGACGCUCUGACCGGCGACUCCAAGAACCAGCAGGAGAGCCGUCAAGGAGACGUCGUCCAGGGCAGCUACAGCCUCACCGAGCCUGACGGCACCCGCCGCACCGUCGAGUACACCGCCGACCCCGUCAACGGCUUCAACGCCGUCGUGCACAAGACGCCCCUGGCUGUUGGCCCCGCCGUCGCCAAGGUGGCCGCUCCUCUGGCCUACGCCGCCCCCGUCGCUAAGGUCGCCGCCCCCCUGGGCUACGCCGCCCCUCUGGGCUACGGCGCGUCUCUCGGCUACGGCAAGGCCCUCCUUGGUUAA
Molecule: messenger RNA, 1341 nt
Organism: Bacillus rossius redtenbacheri
Lineage: Eukaryota; Metazoa; Arthropoda; Insecta; Phasmatodea; Bacillidae
Exons: 5
Coding region: 1-1341 (446 amino acids)
Cellular component (GO): extracellular matrix
Source: RefSeq, a predicted model, not a curated record